AUGGCUGAGAUGGAAGAGACGCCAGCGCAGCGACAAGCUCGCAUUCGCCGACAGAAGCGGGAAGCGAAAAUCACAGGCUCAGCGGCAGAAAGACUCGACAAGAUCACAAGAUUGAGUGGAAGGACACCGGAAAGCAUGCGCAACGAAACCCCAGUUUCAACGCCACCUCCAAGAUCUCCUCCAGAACCGAUGGAUCCACCGCCUGAAGGACCCGGUGCCUCGCCGACGGCGGAACAGCUAAAAGCGCAGGAGGAGUACUUGAAGGCAAUGUUGCGACAGCCCUUGUCACAAGGGGGACCAGGCCAAACACAGGAGGAAGACCCGAUGUUGAAGAUGCUGCAAACAAUGAUAGGAGGAAUGGAUAGUUCAACAGAUCCCAAUGCUCCUGGUGGGAUGGGUACUGGCCCCGGAUUGUCUCCCGACGACAUCUCAAAGGCAACGGGCCUUCCUUCCUUCAUCACGAACAUGGUGAUGGGAGAUCCGAAGGCGCCACCUAGCCAGGCCGAGAUACAGGCGACACGCUUCUGGAAAGCCGUGCAUGUUAUUUUCGCCUUGAUGGCGGGCUUCUACCUGGUAUUCCGCAUUCAUGAAUCCACUCAGACGUAUGGUGAGAAUCCACCGGCACCAGCGACCUUCCAGAACCCGUUUAUUGUGUUCAUGACCGGAGAACUAGUGGUCCAGGGCGCAAGAGCAGUAUCAAAAGGCCAGUCGGGCAAAAGCGGAAUAAGGCUGUGGAUACAAAUGGGCAAGGAAUUCAUCGGGGACGGCGCGAUUAUGGUGUUCAUGCUGGGAUUAGCGUCCUGGAUGAAAGGAAGCUGA
Messenger RNA from Fonsecaea nubica, 819 nucleotides. RefSeq lists its product as hypothetical. Bases 1 to 819 code for a protein of 272 amino acids. The record is from RefSeq and is a predicted model, not a curated record. The transcript has 2 exons. NCBI's taxonomy places the organism in Eukaryota, Fungi, Ascomycota, Eurotiomycetes, Chaetothyriales, Herpotrichiellaceae. Gene Ontology annotation, biological process: retrograde vesicle-mediated transport, Golgi to endoplasmic reticulum.